Molecule: messenger RNA, 1363 nt
Organism: Octodon degus (degu)
Lineage: Eukaryota; Metazoa; Chordata; Mammalia; Rodentia; Octodontidae
Gene: Renbp
Product: renin binding protein
Exons: 11
Coding region: 52-1347 (431 amino acids)
Biological process (GO): carbohydrate metabolic process; N-acetylglucosamine metabolic process; N-acetylmannosamine metabolic process
Molecular function (GO): N-acylglucosamine 2-epimerase activity; peptidase inhibitor activity
Source: RefSeq, a predicted model, not a curated record
GUGACGGUCACGGGACUCAGCUCUGUCUGGCUUCCUGAAAGAGAGGGAGUGAUGAGCGGGGGUCUUGGAGCCCAACAGGACAGGGAGAAGGAGCUGGAAGUUCUGCAGUUCUGGAAGGUGCGCGUGGAGAGUGAGCUGGACCAGGUGGUGGCGUUCUGGACCAAGAACUCGCACGACCCGGAGCACGGGGGUUUUCUCACGUGCUUGGGCCACGACGGGGAGGUAUAUGACGACCUCAAGUACGUGUGGCUGCAGGGGAGGCAGGUGUGGAUGUAUUGCCACCUGUACCGCAAGUUCGAGCGCUUCCGCCAGCCAGAGCUUCUGGAUGCUGCGAAAGCAGGUGGCGAGUUCUUGCUACGCUGCGCCAGAGUGGCGCCUCCUGAGCAGAAGUGCGCCUUCACUCUGACACGGGACGGUCGCCCAGUCAAAGUGCAGCGGACCAUCUUCAGCGAAUGCUUCUAUACCAUGGCCAUGGACGCGCUGUGGAAGGUGACGGGGGACACGCGAUACCAGAGGGAAGCAACGGAAAUGAUGGACCAGAUCGUCCACUGGGUGCGGGAGGACCCGUCGGGGCUGGGCCGGCCCCAGCUUGCGGGGACCCCAGCUGCCGAGUCCAUGGCGGUUCCCAUGAUGUUGUUGAGCCUCGUGGCACAGCUCGGGGAUGAGGAUGAGGUGCUGGCAGGCAGAUAUGCUGAGCUGGGGGACUGGUGCGCCCAGAAGAUUCUGCAGCACGUCCAGAGGGAUGGCAGAGCUGUCCUGGAGAACGUGUCUGAGGACGGCCAGGAGCUCCCUGGCUGCCUGGGCCGACACCAGAACCCAGGUCAUGCGCUGGAGGCUGGCUGGUUCCUGCUUCAGUAUGCCAGCAGGAAAGGUGAUCCUGAGCUUCAAGCCUACGUGAUCGAGAAGUUUCUCCUGCAGCCCUUUAACUCUGGAUGGGACCCCAAUUAUGGGGGUCUCUUUUACUUCCAGGAUGCUGAUGGCCUCUGCCCCACCCAGCUGGAGUGGAAUAUGAAACUGUGGUGGCCGCACUGUGAAGCCAUGAUUGCCUUCCUCAUGGGUUACAAAGACAGUGGGAACCCUGCCCUGCUGCGUCUCUUCAAGAAGGUGGCAAAGUAUGCCUUCCUCCGGUUUCGCGAUCCUAAGCAAGGCGAAUGGUUUGGCUACCUGAACCGGGAGGGGCAGGUCGCGCUCACCAUCAAAGGGGGCCCUUUCAAAGGCUGCUUCCACGUGCCGCGGUGCCUGGCCAUGUGCGAGGAGAUGCUGGGCACCCUGGUGAGCAACCACGCCCUGGACCCCGGAGCCUCCUGUGCCCUGCCCGUCGCCCCUGCCCGCUGUGGCACGGAAUAAAGCUCGGCCUGCUGCA